Molecule: messenger RNA, 1593 nt
Organism: Condylostylus longicornis
Lineage: Eukaryota; Metazoa; Arthropoda; Insecta; Diptera; Dolichopodidae
Product: MKI67 FHA domain-interacting nucleolar phosphoprotein-like
Exons: 4
Coding region: 139-1488 (449 amino acids)
Biological process (GO): maturation of LSU-rRNA from tricistronic rRNA transcript (SSU-rRNA, 5.8S rRNA, LSU-rRNA)
Cellular component (GO): nucleolus
Molecular function (GO): RNA binding
Source: RefSeq, a predicted model, not a curated record
UAAAUCCUAUAGCAGUUCAUUUGACACUUACUUGACGUUUGUUUGUCGGCACGUGCAUUAUGGUCAACUCAGAAUUAUUAUUAGUGUAACAAUUAUCUUAUUAGAGAGAAAAAUAUAAUUUUUUAAAACAAAUUCAGGAUGGCUCCCAUUGCUAAGAAUAAAAAACAUGUUAAAAAGAAUAUGGAUACGUCAGGAGAAAAAGUUAUUUCAGCUCAGUUACAAAAAAAGAUGGAUCAGAAAGGGUCAAAAAAAAGCGGAAAGAAACCAGAACGUGGCGUAGUUUUAUUACGACAUAUACCAAAAGGGUUUUUCGAGGAUCAAAUGAAAGACUUUUUUUCUCAAUUUGGGGAGGUUACAAGAGUAAGAUUAGCAAGAUCUCGAAGAACUGGUGGCCCAAAAUGCUUUGCCUUUAUAGAGUUUAAAAUUCCAGAAGUUGCACAAAUAGUCGCAGUAACAAUGGACAAUUAUAUUAUGUUUCAAAAACUUGUUAAAGCUUAUUACAUAUCACCAGAAGAGCAAAAAUAUGAUUAUUUUCGGACAAAAGUGCGAAAAGUGACUAAUCCUCUUGGCAAAUCAAUAUUUACAUCAAGAAAAAUGGUAGGAAAAAUUAAAAAAGUAAAAAAACACAAUACGUGGAAUAGUGAAACAUACAAUCGAAGAAUUUCAAAGACUCUUAAGAAGUUAGCGAAAAUAAAAGAUAAAUACUCCGACUUGGAGUUGGAUUUAGAUUCUGUUGUCAUAAAACCGAAGUUGGCUGUAAAUAGUUCAGAUCAAUCAAGAAAUGAGGAAAAGCAACAUGAUGAAAUUUCAGCUGAAGAGUUGGAAAAUAAACCGGGUAGCUUACUUUUGGUUAAAAAACGAAAACUAUCAAAAAAUGAAAAAAACGAUGGAAAGAGGAAAAAAACAAAACCAUCUUUGGAACAAUUACUAGGAGACACAAUAAAUGAUUCUGAUAGUUCUUUUGAUGAGGACUAUUUGCCUAUAGCAGAUUAUAAUCCAAAUGAAACUUUAGAAAUACCUUCAAUUUCCGAGACCGAUAAAACAUUGCUCAAAAACUUUGCAAAAGAGUUAGAAAAAGUUGAAUCUGAAUCAGAAUCUGAUGAAUCAUAUAAGCCAUCGCAGGACAGUGGCGAUGAUGAUGAAAAUUAUAGUUCUGAGGAGAAAAAUGAUUCCUCAGACAGUACUUUGAACUCUGAAGAAGAUAGCGAAAACGAAAAUAAAGAAGAAUAUGAAGAUAGUUUUGAUCAGAGAAACAAUGAAGAAGACAAAAAAACUAAAACUAAUUAUAAAAAGUCCAAAUUAGAUAAAGAAAACCGUCUAGACAAUUUAAUUCGCCGCAAGCCACUUUCUGGUGGAAUAACUAAAAUAUCAAAGAAGUCAAAGCUGCAAAAAAAGAAUUUAAAAGAAAAGAUUAGUGAAAUCGUCAAAAAUAAAGAUUUAAAGAAAUUAAAAAAAUUCGAUUUGAAGGGUAAAAAAACUAUAUCAUAAAGAUGUGAAAACAAAUCCAGCAACUUUUUUUAGUUUACUUAAAAUUGUUACAAUUUAUUUUAUUUUCUCCAUAUUUUAAAUAAUAAAUAAAAAUACAAUUUUUAA